Molecule: messenger RNA, 1144 nt
Organism: Chelmon rostratus (copperband butterflyfish)
Lineage: Eukaryota; Metazoa; Chordata; Actinopteri; Chaetodontiformes; Chaetodontidae
Gene: edn3b
Product: endothelin 3b
Exons: 4
Coding region: 232-720 (162 amino acids)
Biological process (GO): regulation of systemic arterial blood pressure by endothelin; regulation of vasoconstriction; vein smooth muscle contraction
Cellular component (GO): extracellular region
Molecular function (GO): endothelin B receptor binding; hormone activity
Source: RefSeq, a predicted model, not a curated record
UUUCCUCCCACUGCAGUGCCCUUUUCCAGGCGGGAUAUAUGCCAUGAAGCUGUAUGAAAGAAACUGCGCGACAAGCAUCCUCUGAGUCGUAAUCUGACGUCUGGACCAUAUGAGAUGAGCUGCACGUGGACAUCUACUCUGAAGUUAAUGGAUUGUCACUCGAUGCUGGUGGGAGAUUAAUUUGACAACUGCAUCCUCGUCAGGCUAUGGUUCAUUUUGGGAAUAUCUGACAUGGCAAGGAUACUGUCCGUCCUCGCGAAAACGAUGCUUUUCAAAAUAGUGGCACUGAUCCUCUUACAAGGUGUCUUCGAUGCCUUGGUCAUUUCCGAGGUCAACCCAGGAGGUCUCCCAAACUCCAGAUGGGUGUCGGGGGGAUCCGCGGGUUUACAGCAGCCUGAGGCAACACAGGCAAAGUCCAGACCCAAGCGCUGCACUUGUUAUUCCUACAAGGAUAAAGAGUGCGUCUACUACUGCCACUUGGAUAUCAUCUGGAUCAACACUCCCGAACGCACCGUGCCAUAUGGAAUGUCGAGCUACAGAGGACCUCAGCGACUCAGACGUGCUGUUGAUGGACGAGCAGCUAAUCAUGAGGAGGCAAAGACACAGCGCUGCGUCUGUGCUUUGCUCGACACAGACCCCGGGUGCCACAAUUUUUGUCUGUCAAGCCUGCAGCAGACAGCCCCAGUCAGGAGUCUCCACAGAUUCCCUGGUCCUGGAUGACAGUUUCACGCCUCUCCAUCUACUUCUCCUCUCUGCGGGCAAAAGGACCCUUCCCGCCUGUUUGGCCCCUUCACUCUCCAUUUGGCGCUCUUGCCUCCACAGGUACACUCACAUUCAAGAAAAGAUCUUUGGAGUUUGACACUGCCGACAUUCCUCAGCAUCACAACGCUUGGAGCAAGUUCCAUCAGGCCGAGUGGUUUAGAGAACUCUUCAGCAAAUUCGAUACAGAUUCCUGGAGGCUAUCCCCUUUUUGUUCCCGCUUGACAGCAGCGUGAGGAUUAUUUUCACCAUAAUAUAAUUGCCAGUGACCUUGCUUCUGACUUACCAAGCAUAGUCAGACAAUCCUCUUAUCCUGUAUUUUACACCUACUAAUAGAGUGUUGUGGAUGUUUGUGAAGAUUCUCAGUCAUCAUGGUUAUCCGAGG